Molecule: messenger RNA, 999 nt
Organism: Eurypyga helias (sunbittern)
Lineage: Eukaryota; Metazoa; Chordata; Aves; Eurypygiformes; Eurypygidae
Gene: TNIP3
Product: TNFAIP3 interacting protein 3
Exons: 10
Biological process (GO): regulation of transcription by RNA polymerase II; cellular response to lipopolysaccharide
Source: RefSeq, a predicted model, not a curated record
ACCAGUGGUGAAACAAAUGCCGAAGGCCGUCUUGGAUGCACGUGGGCAGGCGUGAGUGACAUGGAAGGCCCAGCAGACCCGCGAGAAUCAGGGCACAUAUUACUGACCAAAAAGAAGACUGUAUCAGCCAAUUCUCUGCAACAACAGAUCCUCUCACUGGAGAGACAGAGACGAGAGCUUCUGGAGGUGAACAAGCAAUGGGAUCAUCAAUUUAGAAAUAUGAAACAGCUUUAUGAAAAACAGCUGACAGAAAUGAAAGCAAAACUGGAUGUGUCAGAGAGGCGAGUCAGUGAGCUGGAGGAAGACAGACGUCGGCAGCAUCCAGAAGAUUCAAGGUUGCAAGCGCUGGGCAGAGAGAGGCCGUUGCAGGAAACGAAAGAAACAAAGGUCCUUAGUGAAGCUCUCCAUGAAAUAAAGGAAGAGAACAAGCUCCUGAAGCAGAAGAAUGCCUCAGUGAUCAGAAAGAACGAACACUAUGAGUGUGAAAUAAGUCGUCUCAAUAAGGCCCUUCUGGAUGUGUUGAAAAAGCAGCCCUCAACUGUUCUUGGUGCUCCUUCAGAGAAGUGUGACAAGAAGAGCCUUGAGGACAUGAGAAUCCAACUUGAAGUUCUCAGACAGCAGGUACAAAUAUAUGAAGAAGACUUCAGAAAGGAGAGAUCUGACAGAGAAAGGCUUAAUGAGGAGAAAGAAGCAUUGCAGAAAAUUAAUGAGAGAUUGCAGUCUCAACUGAAUAAAGUAAACUCUCAGGCAAAAGACCUCCCGGUACAGUCUGAGAGGCCCAGCUGCCCACCUCCACUCUUCCUCUCACCAUGUGUUAAUUAUGGGAGUUGUGGGUUGGUUCUUCAUUAUCAAGAUCCUCGAGUAUGUCCAGUAUCUCGCAGGGCACAUGAGCAGCAACAGCACUCACCAGAGUAUCAGUGGUAUGUUCCUGACCAGCUUCCGCCAGAUGUGCAGCACAAGGCAAAUGAUUCAUCCCCGGAGAAGGGAGCCCAUCGCUGA